AUGCUGGAUUGUGUGUUGAACACGGAAAAUGAGCAUGCUAUAUCGAGCGCUUGGGUUUCUGACUGGCUUCAGCGUCCCUUGCAACGCUCCCGUCCAAACGGUCCUGCACAGGCCAAACGCCAGUGGCGCAGCACGACAACAGCCUUGGAGCUAACGAACGCUCCACGAAUGACAAGAUACGGGCCGUUCGUGAAGACGGUUGAAAGCAUCCACAGGCUCCGUUUGGCAAAUUGGCAAUACGAUGGACCCCCGUGGCUGGAGUACAUAGCCAUCAUGCACAGAAUUGAGAAGUGGGACCAAUGGACGUGCGCGCUCUGGGCUUCACGGCAAGAAGUGAAAGCAGCUUUCCCCCAACCGUCUUUCCUCUCUGUCUGUGACUCGUCAGGGAGGCAUGGGAUGAAGAUGCGGGCGCGCAAAUUUCUCGGCCUUGUUACAGAAUUAGCUACCCACGAGAAAGGGCGGAAUGUCCCGAAUUCCAAAUUCUUUUUCGAGCCGGGAUGCCAGAUCGUUCCCAUCAGCAACUCGUAUUCCCACACGCCAUCUCUGCGGGCCACAGGGGGCGUGCGGGGAUUUGAUCUGCGCGAAUGGAGGCUCUGCACCAGGCAUCAGGCUGCCCGUCGCUUGGGUGCCAAUUAG
Messenger RNA from Coccidioides immitis RS, 636 nucleotides. RefSeq lists its product as uncharacterized. The record is from RefSeq and is a predicted model, not a curated record. The transcript has a single exon. Bases 1 to 636 code for a protein of 211 amino acids. NCBI's taxonomy places the organism in Eukaryota, Fungi, Ascomycota, Eurotiomycetes, Onygenales, Onygenaceae.